AUGUCCAGCUGCAUAAAUGAAUUUCAGAUUUUUCAGUUUUUGAAAUUAAAUCCAAUGAUCCCCGAACAUUUGGAAUGGAAUAUACGUCGUCGCGAAUUGAACUGCAAGUUUCUCAAUUUUCAGAGAAGAGUUAUUGGAACUAGGAAUUUCUUGGAUCGUCUAGGUCUUAGUAAAACAUUAAGUGGUCAUGAAGGAUGUGUGAACUGCUUACAGUGGAACGCAACUGGAAGUAUAUUAGCAAGCGGUUCCGAUGAUUUGGAGAUACGUUUGUGGAAUGCUGAAGGUAAACCAUUAUGUCGUAUCAAAUCAGGUCAUAUGAGCAACAUAUUUUCGGUGCAAUUCCUACCAAGUGGAAAAGACGACAUAUUAAUAAGUGCUGCAGGUGAUAACAAUGUACGUAUGCAUUCAAUUUCGCAAUCUAGUGUGCCUUACAUAUGGUGGUCUGGAGGGCGUGUGAAGCGUUUGGCUGUUACUUGUGCUGAUCCAUUUCUGUUUUGGUCUGCUGCAGAAGAUGGCUACAUCAAGCAGUAUGAUGUCCGGACUGCAAAAACCUUAGAUUUGAUCAAGUUCGAUAACAAAGAGUGUAAAUCCUUGGCUAUCAAUGAAAAUCGUCCAGAAAUGAUAGCUGUUGCUCUUAAUGAAGCUUCAGUACCACUCUAUGAUCGACGGAAUACUUCAACACCAUUAUCUACUCUUAUUCCUGGCCACAUUCCUAUCUCUGAUCCAUCUUCACGCAAUGCAUUCAGAACACUUUCCGUGACACAUGUUGGUUUCAAUUCAUUAGGCAAUGAACUAAUUGUAAAUAUUGGUGGAGAACAAAUUUAUGUAUUUAAUGUCUUAGAUAGAGUCCAUGAACCUGAUGUACUGCAGUCUCUCAACAGUCUGUUCGAUGAUUCUAAUUCUAACUCUUGCUGCGAAGGCAGUACUUCUAGUAAUAAUGACGUUUCAUUAUUAAAUUUCAAAGAGGAGCGUGAACAAGCAAAAAUUCAUUUCAAUAAUAAAGAAUAUACAGAUGCGAUCGACACGUACAGUCGUGCUAUUCUGGAUUGUCAAAAAUUAUGUGGACACGAUCCACCUGAUGGCCAUCCUUUUUCGGCGGAUCUAUGCUUACUUUUGGCAAAUCGUGGAGCGAGUUACUUGAGAAGGUUGUGGGAUGGUGAUGCAUACGCUGCUUUAAUAGAUUUGACACGGGCUCUGAGAAUUGAACCUGCGCAUACUAAAGUUCAUUAUCGAAUAAUGAAAGCAUUGAUUGAAUUGAAGCAAUAUGAUAUGGCAAGAAAAGUCUCUACACUAUUUAAGAAGAAAUUCCCGAAUGAUCAGUCCUGUAAAAAGCUUGAUGCUCUCCUACGUGCAGAUCCUGUUGGGCAGAAAAAUUGGACUUCGAAUGGUUGUGCAGAUUAUGUUCAGCGCUUAUGUGGGCACUGUAACACCAAUACAGAUAUCAAAGAAGCUGUUUGGUUUGGUGGUAAUGAUGAAUAUAUUGCCGCAGGCAGUGAUUGUGGUUCAUUACUGAUUUGGGAAAGAAAUUCAGGCUCUUUAAUAAAAGCUUUCGAAGCAGAUAUGAACAUUUUAAACUGCGUGCAACCGCAUCCAUCAACUCUAUUGCUUGCAACUUCUGGGAUUGAAUCUGUAAUACGCUUUUGGCAGCCAUUAUCUGAGGACUCCCCUAAAGAUGCAGUAAAAACAGGACGUGAAUUACGGAGACUCACUAAAUUAUCAGCAACUAAUCAAAAACGAAUGCAUACAGGUAUAUUUGAUAUGGUUGUUGCAUCAAUUGGAUUAUCAGCAGAAAGAGAUGAUGAUGAUGAUGAACAUGUGACACCGAUUGGUUGCAAUACAAGUUAG
Thelazia callipaeda (thelaziosis nematode) is the source of this 1845-nucleotide messenger RNA. NCBI's taxonomy places the organism in Eukaryota, Metazoa, Nematoda, Chromadorea, Rhabditida, Thelaziidae. The record is from the annotation of a GenBank genome assembly.